Grammomys surdaster is the source of this 1760-nucleotide messenger RNA. Its product is annotated as T-cell-specific guanine nucleotide triphosphate-binding protein 1-like. Gene Ontology annotation, cellular component: endoplasmic reticulum membrane. The transcript has 2 exons. The record is from RefSeq and is a predicted model, not a curated record. Gene Ontology annotation, biological process: cellular response to interferon-beta; defense response. Bases 173 to 1435 code for a protein of 420 amino acids. Gene Ontology annotation, molecular function: GTP binding; GTPase activity. NCBI's taxonomy places the organism in Eukaryota, Metazoa, Chordata, Mammalia, Rodentia, Muridae.
CUGUCCUCAUUGCUCCAGAGUCCACGGAGGCGAUCCCUACCCUCUCUUCUCCUUGAUUUUUUCCUGAAGGAGGGCAGACCUGUGCAGUUGGUGGUGGCUGUGCUGUGCGCUGCAGUGAGCAACAGACUCGGUAUUUUCUACUUCUCAGAGCUGAUCUUCCCUGGUAACUGCUAUGGAACAGUUCAUCUCAGCCUUCCUGAAGGGUGCUUCAGAAAAGAAUUUCCACCAAUUAGCUAAGGAGUUUCUUCCUCAGUACUCUGCACUAAUCAGUAAGGCAGGAGGCAUGCUCUCUCCAGAGACUCUCUCUGCUAUUCACAAAGCCCUUCAGGAGGGAAAACUCUCCGAUGUCAUGAGUCAGAUUCAGGAAGCGAUUGGUGCUGCAGAGAAUGCUGUCCUGGAGGUGGCUGUGAUAGGGGAGUCUGGGACUGGCAAGUCCAGUUUUAUCAAUGCCCUGCGAGGGCUGAGUCAUGAGGCAGAGGACUCUGCUGAUGUUGGAACUGUGGAGACCACUAUGUAUAAAACCCCCUAUCAGCACCCAAAAUAUCCCAAAGUGAUCUUUUGGGACCUGCCUGGGACUGGGACUCCCAAUUUCCACACAGACACUUAUCUAGACAAAGUGGGAUUUGCUAACUAUGACUUCUUCAUCAUCAUUUCUUCUUCCCGCUUCAGCCGCAAUGAUGCUCUCCUAGCCCAGAAAAUCAAGGAUGCUGGGAAGAAGUUCUACUUUGUUAGGACCAAGGUGGACAGUGACUUAUAUAGUGAAGAGAAAACCAAACCCACAACCUUCAAGAAGGAGAAAGUCCUUCAGAGUAUUCGAGACUACUGUCUGGCUAAUCUCAAUGAUAUUGGAGUGACUGAACCACGAAUCUUCCUGAUCUCCAACUUUGAUCUGGGUGCUUUUGAUUUCUCAAAGCUGGAGGAGACUCUGCUGAAGGAGCUCCCUGGUCACAAGCGCCAUAUGUUUGCCCUGCUCUUGCCCAAUAUCUCUGAUGCUUCCAUUGAGAUAAAGAAACAUUUUCUUCAGGAGAAGAUCUUCCUGGAGGCCUUGAAGUCAGCAGCUGUGAGCUUCAUUCCCUUUAUGACCUUCCUUAGUGGCUUUGAUUUGUGUCAACAAGAACAGUGCUUGAAGGAGUACCGAAGCCAUUUUGGCUUGGAUGAUAAAUCGAUUGAAGAGAUUGCUAAAAAGCUGAACAUACCCUUGGAAGACAUCAAGGGCCAACUCAAGUGCUCAGAUUUCUGGUCCCUUGUAAAGGAUGACAGCAUAAUAGCACAAGCUAGGAGCGCUGCUGAAGCUUUUUGUGCCAUAAAAGGAGGCCCUGGGUCUUCUGUAAUCCAGGCUUUGAAAGUCUACUAUGGGCACAUUCAGUUCCUUAAUGUAGUGGUUGACGAUGCUAAACAUCUCUUGAGAAAGAUGGAAACAGUAAAUGUUGCCUAGCCAAAUAGUAAUUGGAUUUCAGGGCUUGUGUGUCCAAAUUGUCAAUGGAGUUGGUUGUCCUUCCACUAAAUUCCCAGGCCAGCUCUUCCCUAAGACCCACAGAUGUGUAACCCAUGCAAGAAGUCCAUUGCUUUUCUUUAGAGAUCACUACCAUGCAUGAAUUGUUUUUUGUCCAUGUCCUGUUUUAUAUGUUCAUUGGUUAACUAUUCUUGAUUACAGCCAGCAAUAACAUACCAUCUGCCUCUCUGUGUAAAGAGAUAACCUGUUUCUGAUCCAUUUAUACCAAUAAAAAAAAAAGGUUUAUUAUAACAAGAUGAGACUUAGA